AUGGGUUGCAAGAGCACUAAAUCCCUGGCCUUUAUGAUCCUUCUCCUAAUGCUUAUGUUCCUCAGUGUGGUCAGUGCAGGUGAUAAGAAAUGCCAAGAUGCCAAACAUAAGCACAAGCACAAAUCCCCACCAUCACCCCCUCCUAAACAUAAGUCACCACCACCACCUCCUCCCAAACAUAAGUCUCCGCCACCACCGCCGCCUCCUCCUCCUCCUCCCAAAGCCAAGUCUCCGCCACCAUGUUCCACACCACCUUCCCCGCCACCUCCCUCUCCACCUCCCCCAUCCCCUCCACCUCCGUCACCUUCCCCCCCACCGCCUCCUCCCUCUCCACCUCCGCCGCCAUCACCUUCCCCCCCACCUCCCUCUCCACCUCCCCCAUCCCCUCCACCUCCGUCACCUUCCCCCCCACCGCCUCCUCCCUCUCCACCUCCGCCUCCGGCGAAUCCUUUAUCUUGCCCGAGGAAUGGGGUAGAAUAUCUAGCAUGUGAUCCUUUGUACGGUACAGGGGUCGACAAUAGUACAGAGGUUGUUUCUGCUUGCUGCCCUCUUUUCGAUGGCCUUAGUGAUCAGAAUCAACUGGUUGACUGCUUUUGCGAUGGUGUCUAUUUCCACGCGUUUGGCGUUGUCAACGUCGACGCUCAAGGUAUCUACAAUGCUGGUCCGCUUAUUGACGUGUGUCACAUCCCGGCUCCAUCUAACUUGAUCUCGUGCCCCUUUACACAGCUUUCCUGA
Messenger RNA from Oldenlandia corymbosa var. corymbosa, 735 nucleotides. NCBI's taxonomy places the organism in Eukaryota, Viridiplantae, Streptophyta, Magnoliopsida, Gentianales, Rubiaceae. The record is from the annotation of a GenBank genome assembly.